GAAAAUAGAGGGGAAGUCAUUCGUGAAAUGAGGUGAAGAGUGCUUUUCAGUGAGGGAGAUUAUUGAUGUAGAGAGAUGUACAGAGAUACUGUGAUUGGUUGAGACCACUGAUUCCCAACCUUUGAACCUCCAAGUUUUUCGGACUCCAACUCCCAGAAGCUCUGGGCAGCCUGGAAAAGGGAAAGGAAUUUGGGGAGUUGAAGUCGAGAACAGCUGGAGGGCCAAGGGUUGAAAAUCACCGGCGGGGUGAGGCGUUAUGUCGUCACAUCCGUCAGUAGCAAAGCCUGUGGUUUCCUGGGAAACCCUCACGGAGGAGGAAAAAUGGGCAGCCCUGGCUAAGGCCCCUCCGCCAUGGCUUCCCUCCUCAAAGUGAACCCAGAGCUUAAGGUGGCGGUGGACUCUUUCAGGGAGCGAAUCACGGGCGAGGCCGAAGAGCUGGUCUCGGAUUUCUUCCCGAAGAAGUUUUUAGAACUGGAUGCUUUCCUUCAGGAUCCUGUUCUGAACCUUCACGAUCUCACCCAAAUCCACUCGGAUGGGAGCCUCCCUGUCCCCACCUUGCUGGGCCCAAACAGCCCUGCAGGGCCCAGCCUGGAGAAGAGGAAACUGGAAGGCAACUUGCAAGGCACCAGAGUCUUUGUGGUGCCUCACGGGGUGCUGAAGAGCAACCAGAAGCUGGUGGACAUCCUGGAGAAGGUGAAACCCGAAAUCCGGCUGCUGAUGGAGAAGUGCAACGUGGUCAAACUGUGGGUGCAGCUCUCCAUUCCCAAGAUAGAAGGCGGCAACAGUUUUGGAGUUUCUGUUCAGGAGGACACCGUGGCCGAGCUCCAAACUGUGGAGAGCGAGGCGGCGCUGCACCUGGAUGAGAUCACGAGAUACUACGCUGCACGGGCAAAGCUGGUUUCCAAAGUAGCUAAAUACCCUCAUGUGGAGGAUUAUCGCCGCACAGUAACCGAGAUGGAUGAAAAAGGAUAUUUCUGUCUGAGGCUCUUAAUUUUGGAACUGAGAAACCAAUACGUGCUUCUCCAUGACAUGAUCCUGAAGAAUAUUGAGAAAAUCAGGCAGCCCCAGAGCAGUGAGGCAGAGGCUCUCUACUGAUCAGUGAAGUUUAUGGGACUAUCAAGGUCGAGGAAGCUGGCAGGAAACAGGCCUCACCACACUUUUAGUUAAAAGUCUACUCCUAGUGCUUUCUGGUUGGUUUUUAUUUGGGUCUUGGAGUUUGUCCCUCUCACUCAUAUCUCAACACCUGGAAGGUCUGCCUCCAAGCUUCUUUUCCUAUCUGGUGGGAAUAGCGCAGCGGCUGACCAGAUCCAGGAGGCAAUAAUCUCCAAUACCAGCAGCCCUGAAUGCCUACUUGCCUGGAUGAAUGUUCCCUUCUUGGAGUACACCUAUACUGUAGAGUAAAUGCAGCUUGGCAUCACUUUAGGUGAUCUGGCUCAAUGCUAUGGAAUUGUGGGAAUUGUAGUUUUAUUAUUUAUUUGUUUGUUUGUUUCCUAUAUUUAUACCCCGCCCUUCUCCCCCCAAAGGGGGACUCAGAGUGGCCUAACAAAAGCAUCAUACGAUGCUGGCAUCAUAAAAACAACCACAGUACAAUCAAAAUAUUUGAAAUUAAAUACACAUCCAUUAAAAUCGGAAUCCAAAAAACCAGUCUGGGUCAAUUCAUUGCCAUAAGUUGUGUGAUCUACUUCCACUUGCUCACUGAUCAAACGCUUGGUCCCAUAACCAGGUCUUGAUUUUCCCUCUAAAAGACAAGAGGGAGGUGGCCAAUCUGAUAUCUCUAGGGAGGGCGUUCCAUAGGCGGGGGGCCACUGCUGAGAAGACCCUGCCUCUCGUCCCCAUCAAGCGUGUUUGUGAUAGUGGUGGGAUCAAGAGCAAGGCCUCUCCUGAAGAUCUUAAACUUCAUGAUGGUUCGUGGCAGGAGAUAAAUUCGGACAGGUAGUCUGGGCCAGAACCGUUUAGGGCUUUAAAGGUUAAAACCAGCACUUUGAAUUGUGCUCAGAAGUUGAUCGGUAGCCAGUGGAGUUAGUGUAACAAAGGAGUUGUAUGUUCCCUGUACGUCACUCUGGUGAGCAACCUGGCUGCCGACCAUUGGACUAGUUGAAGCUUCCAGGCAGUCUUCAAAGGCAGCCCCACAUAGAGUGCAUUGCAGUAGUCUAUUUGGGAUGUAACAAGAGCAUGGACCACCGUGGCCUAGUCAGACUUCUCAAGGAACGGGCGCAGCUGGCGCACAAGUUUUAAUUGUGUAAAAGCUCUCCCGGCUACCGGCUAACUUAAUUUUUAUACUCCUGUCUCUAUCUCCCUGAAGGGACUUGGGGCGGCUUACACAUGGGGCAAAAUGUCCACAGAACAUCAAAACAAAAUAAUUCAUUAAGACAAAAAAAAACACACAAAACAAC
Messenger RNA from Anolis sagrei ordinatus, 2393 nucleotides. The record is from RefSeq and is a predicted model, not a curated record. Lineage: Eukaryota; Metazoa; Chordata; Lepidosauria; Squamata; Anolidae.